Molecule: messenger RNA, 996 nt
Organism: Acanthosepion pharaonis
Lineage: Eukaryota; Metazoa; Mollusca; Cephalopoda; Sepiida; Sepiidae
Source: the annotation of a GenBank genome assembly
AUGUUUCUUUGUAUCAUUCCCUCCCUUUCUGUCCUCAUAUCACAACCUCUCUUUCUUUGUAUCACCCCUUCCCUUUGUUUCUUUGUAUCACCCCUUCCCUUUGUUUCUUUGUAUCACUCCUUCCCUUUGUUUCUUUGUAUCACCCCUUCCCUUUGUUUCUUUGUAUCACCCCUUCCCUUUGUUUUUUUGUAUCACCCUUUUUGUUUCUUUGUAUCACCCCUUCCCUUUGUUUCUUUGUAUCACUCCUUCCCUUUGUUUCUUUGUAUCCCUUCCUUUUGUUUCUUUAUAUCACUCCUUCCUUUUGUUUCUUUGUAUCACCCCUUCCCUUUGUUUCUUUGUGUCACCUCUUCCCUUUGUUUCUUUGUAUCACCUCUUCCCUUUGUUUCUUUGUAUCACCCCUUCCCUUUGUUCCUUUGUGUUACCCUUCCUUUUGUUUCUUUGUAUCACCCCCACUUCUUUCCUCAUAUCACAACCUCUCUUUGUAUCACCCCUUUGUUUCCAUGUAACACCCCUUCACUUUGUUUCCAUGUAACACCCCUUCCCCUUUGUUUCUUUGUAUCACCCCUUCCCAUUUGUUUCUUUGUAUCACCCCCUUCCUUUUGUUUCUUUGUAUCAUUCCUUCCCUUUGUUUCUUUGUAUCACCCCCUUCCUUUUGUUUCUUUGUAUCAUUCCUUCCUUUUGUGUCUUUGUAUCACUGCUUUCCUUUUGUUUCUUUGUAUCACCCCCUUCCUUUUGUGUCUUUGUAUCACCCCCUUCCUUUUGUGUCUUUGUAUCACCCCCUUCCUUUUGUGUCUUUGUAUCACCCCUUCCUUUUGUUUCUUUGUAUCACCCUUUCCCUUUAUUUGUUUGUAUUGCUCCCCUUGUUUCCUCCUAUCAUUGCUCUUUUUCCCUUUUGUAUCAUUCCUCUCUUUCUCCCCACCCCAUUUCUUUGUAUCAUCUCCCCCUUUCUUUAUCAAUAUCUCUCCUCUCUUUCUUUCUUAUUUAAAAAUAUUUUAA